This is a messenger RNA of Paramuricea clavata, 1107 nucleotides long. The record is from the annotation of a GenBank genome assembly. NCBI's taxonomy places the organism in Eukaryota, Metazoa, Cnidaria, Anthozoa, Malacalcyonacea, Plexauridae.
AUGAUCAGAAAUUCUGUAAGAACCGAGGUAUUGUACAGAUUCAAUAAAGAACGACUCGAGGGAACAGUUGGGUGAUAUUUUUUAUCGUAAUUUGACCGUACGGCGAAAAGAUCAAAAGCUGAAACCAUGUCUAGGAAAUGCGACUUGUGCAACAAGAUAUUUUCACAGAGAAGCUCUUUGCUAAAACAUAAAAGAACACACACAGAACACAAACCUCAUGAAUGUGAUGUUUGCAACAAAAGAUUUUCCCGAUCACAUGCCUUAACUGUACAUAAGAGAACACACACUGGAGACAAACCUUAUGAAUGUGAUGUUUGCAACAAAAGAUUUUUGCAGUCAGGUCACCUUACUGCCCACAAGAGAACACACACUGGAGACAAACCUUAUGAAUGCGAUGUUUGCAACAAAAGAUUUUCACACUCAAGCACCUUAGUUACACAUGAAAGCACACACACUGGGCAGAAACCUCAUGAAUGUGAUGUUUGCAAGAAGAGAUUUUCAUGCGCGGGCAACUUAACCAAGCAUAAAAGAACACAUACUGGAGACAAACCUUAUGGAUGCAAUAUUUGUAAGAAGAGAUUUUCACAAUCAAGCCACUUAGCCACUCAUAAAAACACACAUACCGGAGAGAAACCUUUUGAAUGUGACAUUUGCAAGAAGAGAUUUUCAGAAUCAUACAAGUUGGCACGACAUAAAAUAUCAUUACACAAGGUAAAACAGUGUUUUGAGUGUGCUAAAUGUAAGAAAACAUUCACACAAGAUAAAAGUCUCAAACGUCACUGGAGAGUACAUUCAAGAGAUGGCUUAUUAUUCUGCAACAGUUGUGGCAGGGAAAUUAUUCAAGAGCAAGGGCAUGUUGGUGAGAUACUGAGUGGCGAUUAUUUUGUGUGCGACAAGUGCAACAAACAAUUCCCUGAUAUUGAAAGUUUAUAUCAACACAAGGCCAAAGACCAUGGUACGUCCUACCAAUGUGAUGUCUGUAAGGAAUUCGAAGCAAAAGAAGCAACUGGUAUUGGUUAUAUCUGUUGUGUCUGCGAUGCCGAGUUUGAAAUCCCCACCAAACUUGAAGAUUAUGUGAGUAUGCAUGACAAUGUGCUGUGCGACUAG